Molecule: messenger RNA, 3760 nt
Organism: Cherax quadricarinatus
Lineage: Eukaryota; Metazoa; Arthropoda; Malacostraca; Decapoda; Parastacidae
Gene: hay
Product: ATP-dependent DNA helicase hay
Biological process (GO): transcription initiation at RNA polymerase II promoter; nucleotide-excision repair
Cellular component (GO): nucleotide-excision repair factor 3 complex; transcription factor TFIIH holo complex; transcription preinitiation complex
Molecular function (GO): DNA binding; ATP binding; hydrolase activity
Source: RefSeq, a predicted model, not a curated record
GCUGUUGGUGAGGCUAUGUAGUCUUCCUGGGAGCAUGGGCAAAAAACAUAAACUUCACGAGAAAGGUAAAAAACGGCGAAGAGAAGAUGGAUACUCCGAUGAAGGGGAGAAUCUUGAGCUAGAAGGUGUACCACAAGCAUCUACACAAAAUGUUGAAGAGGAUGGAGAUAAGACAACUCCGAAGGAUCAGUAUGGAGCUUUUGAUUACCGAUCACAAAUGGAACUUAGAGAUGAUCAUGAAACACGACCACUGUGGAUUGCAACCAAUGGUCACAUCUUUUUGGAAUCUUUCUCUCCUGUGUAUAAGCAUGCUAAGGAUUUCCUUAUUACCAUUGCUGAACCUGUUUGUCGUCCAGAACACGUACACGAAUACAAAUUGACAGCAUACUCACUCUAUGCUGCAGUUAGUGUUGGUUUGCAGACCCAUGACAUAAUAGAAUAUCUCAAGAGAUUAUGUAAAACAAGCUUACCUCCUGGAAUAUGCCAAUUCAUACAAAGUUGCACUCUCUCCUAUGGUAAAGUCAAGUUGGUCUUGAAGAAAAAUCGUUAUUAUGUUGAGAGUGAUUUCCCAGAUGUUAUCCAAAAGCUCAUUAAAAAUCCAACUAUCCAGGAAUGCAUGCUGAGUCCUAACGAAGGCAUAGUUAGCACCGAGAAGCAAAAAUCUCAAGCUAUCGUGUUUACUAGUCAUCAAGCUCAAAUGGCAGGGGGCUCUGAAGACUCAAAAACUGAUGGAAAGACCGAAGGUGAUGCUUCUAAUGGUAAUGUUAAGGAAGAUGGGGGUGUUGUACCUGAAGAUAUAACAGAUUUUUAUGAUAAAAUUGAUAAAGCUGAUGAAGAGGAAGAGGAAGAUAAAAAUCUUAAAACUUUAUCUUUUGAAGUUAAUCAAGACAGAAUUGAAAUGCUGCAAAAAACAUGUAUAGGACUUGAUUAUCCUUUGCUGGCUGAGUAUGAUUUUAAGAAUGACACAGUAAAUGAGGAUAUUAAAAUUGAUCUUAAGCCAUCUGCAGUAUUAAGACCUUAUCAAGAGAAAAGCCUACGAAAAAUGUUUGGAAAUGGACGUGCAAGAUCUGGUAUAAUAGUGCUUCCUUGUGGAGCAGGGAAGAGUUUAGUCGGUGUUACAGCCUGUUGUACAGUUAACAAAAAGGCUUUAGUUUUGUGUAAUUCGGGUGUUUCUGUAGAGCAAUGGAAACAGCAGUUUAAGAUGUGGUCCACAGCCACAGAUGACAUGAUCUGUAGGUUUACAUCUGAUGCAAAAGACAAGCCAUUUAAUGCUGGUAUCUUGGUAACAACUUAUGCCAUGAUUUCUCAUAGCCAGAAGCGUGCUUAUGAAGCAGAACAGACAAUGAACUGGCUAAAGGAUCAAGAGUGGGGCAUAAUGGUUCUAGAUGAAGUGCAUACUAUACCUGCCAAAAUGUUCAGAAGAGUUCUCACAAUUGUUCAGUCUCAUUGUAAGCUAGGACUAACAGCAACACUGGUGAGGGAAGAUGAUAAGAUUGCUGAUCUAAAUUUUCUGAUUGGUCCAAAGUUGUAUGAAGCAAACUGGCUGGAGCUACAAAAAGAGGGAUUCAUUGCCAAGGUACAAUGUGCCGAAGUGUGGUGCCCUAUGACUCCUGAGUUCUAUCGUGAAUAUUUGAUGGGGAAAGUAUCUGACCAGAAAAUUAAGUUACUUUGUGCUAUGAAUCCCAAUAAAUUCCGAACUUGUGAGUUCCUCAUCAAGUACCAUGAAAAUCGCAAUGACAAGAUAAUUGUUUUCAUUGAUGAAGUUUUUGCAUUAUCCCAUUACGCAAAAACUAUUCAGAGACCGUUUAUAUGUGGAAAGACUGGGCAGAAGGAGCGAAUGGCUAUCAUUCAGAACUUUAAGUUGAAUCCAAAGGUGAAUACAAUAUUCUUUAGCCGAGUGGCAGACACAUCAUUUGAUAUACCAGAAGCAAAUGUCCUGAUUGAAAUUUCUUCACAAGGUGGGUCCCGUCGACAGGAGGCUCAGAGAUUGGGCCGUAUUCUGAGAGCUAAAAAGGGCCCUGUAGCAGAGCUUUACAAUGCUUUUUUUUAUGCUCUUCUAUCCCAGGACACUCGAGAAAUGGGAUACUCCCGAAAGAGACAGAGUUUUCUCAUCAAUCAGGGUUAUGCAUACAGAGUUAUUACACCAACGCAGCUGUUGGGCAUGACGGAGCAACAGCUUCACUAUACCACACGAGAAGAAAAAGUGCAGCUCCUGGAGCAAAUCUUGGCUGCUUCUGAAGCAGAUAUGUACGAGGAAGGCAUUUCUAAUGAGCGUGGAGCGUCUGGUUCUCACCGUCGGAUGGGCAACAUGGGAUCAAUGUCUGGAGCUGAUGACUCAAUUUAUGGUGAGAGACGAAAGGGAUCCAAAAAAGACCAUCAGCAUUUUCUUUUCAAGAAAUUUAGGUCAUAAAGAUAUACUGUACUUCACAUUAUGCAAAUUUAUUUCAGCUGGGAUUCUUGGCGAGACUUAUAGUCAAGUAUUUCAGGUUUAAUUACAAGUAUUCGUGUUGACUGUGGUCCUUUAGUCAUUUGUGAUACAGCAUAAGCAAACUUUUGGCGUAUCAGGAAAAAUAUACAGUGGUACCUCGAGUUUCGAACAGCUCCCAAAUUGAACAGUUAUGUAAGUGUAUUUUUGUAAGUGCUUUUGUAAGUAUAUUUUUAGGGGAUCUGAAAUGGACUAAUGUAAUUUACAUUAUUCCUUAUGGGAACAAAUUUGGUAUCGGCACUUGAACAGCCUUCUGGAACAAAUUUAGUUUGUAACUUGAGGUACCACUGUACUUCAGUUUAACCAACUUAAAACUUCUCAUUUUUUGUCAAACAUGUACAUAUUUACUGUACGUAAAAUAUCAAAUACAGUACUGUAAGUCAGGUAUCCCUUGUUUAUGAGAAGGAUGUAGUGCAACCAAAUAAAGGAAUUAUUUAACAUUUAAAAAAUAGGGAUAUAUUCUGAAAUCUUGAAUAUACUACCUUCAGGCCCUUUUCUACCAUAUUUCACUGAUUAGACUUUUUUUUUUUUCUAAGAAAUCAAAUCUAACAAAGCUGUUGCAGGCCAUAUUAGCAACAUGUACAAUGACAGUGUUGUCCCCCACUUCAGACAAAUCUUAAAGAAAUGCCAGAAACAGAGCUCUCUGGACAGAUAUUUUGUGCAACAGGGUUCCAUUGACUUUCAAGUUGUUCCCAGUGCCAGUGUCUUUAAAAAACAAAAAAGGGAAGUAACCUCAGAUAAGGACUUCAUACCUGAAGUUCUAAUGGAAGGAGAUUCUCCUUCCAAACAAUAGUGUACACCUUCCUCCUAUCCCCUCCUCCCAUCUUCCAUCCACCCAGAAGUCUUCAGUAAAAGUAAGUGUAAUGUUGUUGUUAUUUUUUAUAUGCAUGUACAUACUUGAUUUCUCAUUGUUUUCAGUAUGUAAAUCUUUAUUUAAUUUGAAAAAAAAAAAUUAUUUUAACAUUUUUGGGUGUCUGGAAUGGAUUAAUUUUAUUUCCAUUAUUUCUUAUGGGGAAAAUGGUUUCGCCAUAUGGCAAUUUCGACUUUCAGCAGGCUCUCUGGAAUGGAUUAAUCACGAAACUUGGGGGUCCACUGUAUGUUAUAUAAAGGGAAUAAAUUUUAACAUUAUUAUUUACAAGAAAUGCCUGUGUUUAUUAGUAUCCAGUGGUAUAAAGUACUAAUUUUUGGGGUUUAAAGCUGUACAAAGAUGUACAAGAUGUGUGUCAAUCUCCAGUUAUAUUAUGUAUUGGAAAUAUAAUAAAAUUUUGUUUGAUA